GGGCCGAUCCAGGUCGCCAGGGGCAGGCACUUUCUCCGGCGGGCGCAUGCGCGCGACGACAGUGCUGGAGGUGGCGACGACGGACAGCUGUGAGUCGGUGCCGGAGAGCUGAACAGGGAGAAGGUGGAGCCCGGCUGUGUCUGUGUGAGCCUGCAGUGUGAUCGAAGUGCUGUGAUUGGAACGUUGUGAGAGUCCGGUACUGCCAACAUGCAGACUUGUGUCUGAAGUGCGGUUUGGCUUGAAGAAGAGCCAGAACCUCGGUGGUCUCUCAAAUCGCUAGAGGGACAUCAACUGUGUAAAAUGUGGACUGUAGCAGUCCUCUCCCUGCUCGUUGGAGCUGCCUCCGCCGAAUUUCGAUUGACAUGCGAGGCGGCCGCCAAGACCAAGGGUCACUACAAGUGCCAGCCGGACGGGCUCAUCCAGUGUCUGCCCGGCUGGACGGGUGAUGUGUGUGACGUGCCCAUCUGCAAGGCCGGCUGUGACCCGCUGCUCGGCUACUGCAAACAGCCCAACGAGUGCAUCUGCAAAAUCGGCUACGGCGGGGAGCUGUGUAACGACUGCGUCAAGCUGCCCGGAUGUAUGAACGGGCAUUGCAAGAAGAGCUUCGAGUGUCACUGCAACGAGGGCUGGACAGGCCUGUUCUGCAAUCAGCCGGUCUGUGCCGAUGGCUGUGACGGCACAAAGGGAUACUGCUCAAAGCCCAACGAAUGCAAGUGUCGGAUCGGCUGGUCGGGAGAAACGUGCAACGAAUGUCAGGUGAUGCCUGGGUGUGUGAAGGGCUUCUGCGAGGAGCCGCUCGAGUGCAAAUGCCUGCCAGGAUGGACCGGCUUCUUCUGCGAGAGCGCCGUCUGUGCGGAGGGAUGCAGCAAAGAUCACGGCUAUUGUGAGAAGCCGGGGACGUGCAGGUGUCGUGUCGGCUGGCACGGGGACGACUGUGACACGUGUUUCCCGUACCCCGGAUGCGUGCACGGAAACUGCACGGAGCCAUGGCAGUGUAACUGUCAGGAGGGCUGGACCGGCUUCCUCUGCGACAAACCUGUGGACCCGUGCGGCCACACGCCGGACUUCUGCCAGAACGGCGGCACCUGCCGCAACACCAUCGUCGACGACGAUCCGGAGGCCGAGUGUUCGUGUCCGGCCGGGUUCGGCGGGCCGCGGUGUCAGCUGCGCGUCACCACGACCACCACGACCACGACCACGACCACGACCACGGCGCCGACCACGGCGGCCACCACGCCGCCGGCCGAGCGGCGCGCGUCCAACGGCUCCUCCACGGCGGCGGCGCUGGACCUCAACUCGGUCGGCGUGGUCUCCAACCGGCUCGACAGGAGGGUGGACGCCUUCAACAACGGCAGCGCCGUGAUCGAGACCAACCCGGACGACCAGACGCUGGUGCCGGUCACUCUGCCUCCGCUGGACACGGAGGCCCAGGCGCAGGUGAUUGCCGACAACAUCAAGUACGUCAUCACCUCGUUCAAGCGGAUGGCCAAGAGUCUGUUUCCGUCGUCGGCGCCGCCGCCGGCGCCGCUGCGGCCGGUGCUGCGCCGUCCGCCGAUCCGUCAGCUCUCGCCGCAGAUAGCACGGCCGAGACAGGCGGUGAGGCCGCCGAGGCUGCUCCGGCCCGGCCAGUACCCGCCGCGGCCCAGCUUCCCCGCGUACGUGCUGCGCGCCGGCUCCGCGCUGCCGUCAGGACCGCGGCCGCGCGCGCUGCUCGGACACCGCUCUGGCCUGGCCUCGGCCGAGGAGCCGUCCUCGCCUCAGCCGCAGCAGCGAGGACCCGUAGCGGAACAGAUUCGUGAGGGGUCUGUGGUCGGCACUACCGCCGCCGCGCCGACCACCGCGGCCAGUGGCGGCACCAUCCCUCCCUCCACCACGGCCAAAACCACUGUGGAGGGGGAGGCAGGGCCUUCCACCGCCGGAGAUAGGUAGAGCGUCACCCAGUUGGAGACUGGAGUGCUGCUGGUCAAACAGCCCGACAAGGGCCUGGCCACGAGAGGAUGUGGACAGAGGCGGAGACCCGCCUAUGGUAUAUACUGCAGUAGCGGCAAGUGCGGAUUUUCUACGACAGAAUCUUGGCCGGACUAGCUGCAUUCCUCUGAUCCUCGAGACACAGCGAGGAACGAUACCCCGGCAAACGGGAUCCAAAUCUAGCGGAGAUCAGGCGAUCAGAUCCUGAUGUUCUGAUCAAUCGAACUGGAUCGAUAGGUGAGGCCACCCUAGUUCGUCCGGUGUUGACCCAACAUGAUACAACUGACGCCAGGACAUUUGUUUAUACCAUUAAGGACAUGGCUCGAGGCUGACAUAUUGGCCUCUGUGUUGCUGUGGUCAGCUGGCUCGGCAAACAGACAUGGGGCCGCCGUGUGAAGUGAAGUUAGUCGAUUGGGCAAGUGACCAAUGGACACAAAGUACCACCAGCACUGUCGGGUGUCCCGGUGGGUAGCGCCUCACCUGUGCAGGUAUCGAGUAACACUGCUCCUCCGAUAGCCCGCGGUCCAGCUUCAGAGACUCACAGGCAUCGGUGGAGAACCCGAGGGAAAACCCUAGGCGUGGGUCGACACACUGCCCUGCGGCCGCUCCAGUGUUGUUGUUGUUAUAUUUGUUACUGUUUUUACGUUGUUAUAUUUAUGCCGUGUUGUACGCUGUUGAAAGCAUUGUUGAAAGCAUUGUUAUAGCAGUGUUUUGCGCUAGUGCCGAAAAGAUGUCAACGCUACGUUGUAUGACAUUAAUAAUGUCGAGUGCAUUUACGAUGGUGGACCCGAAGCGUGUUCGUUUGUUGGCUCAAAUGGCGGUGUUUACACCGACCGUUUUCAAUAAUGAGUCGUGCUCAGUCCGUUAGCUGCCGGCAGCGGGGGUCACUUGAGGUCACCUGAAUGACCUGUUGACCCGGGUCUGAGUGUAUUACGACGCACAGCUUCCUAGGUGAAAAGUCCGCUAUCAUGAUUCUCAUCUAUACAUACAAAAGUGUAAUUUGUUACCGUUAAAAUGCAAAAAUAAAUGCAGUAUUGUAUAGCCUACAAUAA
Molecule: messenger RNA, 3020 nt
Organism: Amphibalanus amphitrite
Lineage: Eukaryota; Metazoa; Arthropoda; Thecostraca; Balanomorpha; Balanidae
Product: protein serrate-like
Exons: 8
Coding region: 301-1929 (542 amino acids)
Biological process (GO): neuron development; cell communication; heterophilic cell-cell adhesion
Cellular component (GO): neuron projection; membrane
Molecular function (GO): protein homodimerization activity; protein heterodimerization activity; cell adhesion molecule binding
Source: RefSeq, a predicted model, not a curated record